Molecule: messenger RNA, 850 nt
Organism: Scomber japonicus (chub mackerel)
Lineage: Eukaryota; Metazoa; Chordata; Actinopteri; Scombriformes; Scombridae
Product: PRELI domain-containing protein 1, mitochondrial-like
Exons: 6
Coding region: 200-850 (216 amino acids)
Biological process (GO): phospholipid transport
Cellular component (GO): mitochondrial intermembrane space
Molecular function (GO): phosphatidic acid transfer activity
Source: RefSeq, a predicted model, not a curated record
GCAUCUUCUCUUUCUGUGCGAAAUGUGCAGCGGCCUCAAAGCAAAAACACGAACAUCCCCUCCGUGUUUCCCUCAUGCAGCGACCCAGAGCUCCUGCAGGCUUUGACACCCGGCUCACUGCGCUGAUAUGAAGGCUGCAGCUCCUGAAUGAGCCGGCUGUAAGCUGUGUGUGUGUGUAUGUGUGUGUGCGUGUGUAGUCAUGGGCAGGUAUUUCCACAGUGACAUCGACAUUAAGAGUCCAUGGCAUCAGGUGCUGGCCGCCUUCUGGCAGCGUUACCCAAACCCAUACAGCGCCCACGUCCUCACAGAAGACGUCUUGUACCGCGAGGUCACCCCCAACAACCUCCUGUUGUCACGGCGACUGCUGACAAAGACCAACCGGCUGCCGGGCUGGGCGGAGCGCGUUUUCCCCGCACACAUGGCCCGGGCCGUCUACGUCCUGGAGGACUCCAUCGUCGACCCGCACACGCACACACUCACCAUCAAGACCUGGAACCUCAACCACAACACGCUGAUGACGGUGGUAGAGCGAUGUUUGUUUGAGGAGGACCACAGUCGACCAUUAUGGACCAAAAUGAGGAGGGAGGCCUGGAUCUCUUCGGCUGUUUAUGGUCUGGCCCGACCGAUACAGGAAUUUGGUCUCGCCAGGUUUAAGAGUAACCAAGCCAAAGCCAUGAAGGGGCUGGAGUACGCUCUGUCAAAGAUACAAGGUGAGGCACUAAUGCAUUUGUCUUUCCAGCCUUCCGAGGUUCAUCUCCACGGCGAUCAGGGCGAAUCAUCAGAGAAACACAAGCCUCUCCAACCGCAAGCACCGCCCACCUCCACCCAGAAGCCCAAGCAGUACGUUUAA